UGCUUCGAUUCUCUGAAGAUGGCUGCACAGUCAGCACCGAAGGUCGUGCUAAAGAGCACCACCAAGAUGUCUCUGAACGAGCGCUUCACUAACAUGCUGAAGAACAAACAGCCGAUGCCGGUGAAUAUCCGGGCCACCAUGCAGCAGCAGCAGCUGGCCAGCGCCCGAAACAGACGGCUGGCCCAGCAGAUGGAGAACAGACCGUCUGUGCAGGCCGCUCUGAAGCUCAAACAGAGCUUGAAGCAACGCCUCGGCAAGAGCAACAUCCAGGCGCGGCUGGGCCGGCCGGCGGGGACGCUGGCCCGAGGAGCCGGAUUCGGCGGGCGCGGCAGAGGCCGGGGCCGCGGCAGAGGCUCGGCGCGCCCCGCGCUCACCAAGGAGCAGCUGGACAACCAGCUGGACGCCUACAUGUCCAAGACCAAGGGACACCUGGACGCCGAGCUGGACGCCUACAUGGCACAGACAGAUCCUGAGGCCGCCGACUGAGGGGCCGGGACUGCCGGGGGGGCUGGCUCCGUCGGGAAUCCCCGAUGGAAAAUUCAGGCUUAGUGUGUUCUUGGAUGUUUUGAUACUCUCUGUUGUAUUAAACUUUUUUUGGAUUGUUC
This is a messenger RNA of Cyanistes caeruleus (blue tit), 605 nucleotides long. NCBI's taxonomy places the organism in Eukaryota, Metazoa, Chordata, Aves, Passeriformes, Paridae. The record is from RefSeq and is a predicted model, not a curated record.